AGCAACCACGGAAAGUUAUCUUAACUAUUGCUUGUAAAUAUUAAAUGAGAAAAAAAAAGAAGGGAUUAAUAUUUAUUCAUAUCCCCUCUCCUUCCUCUACCAAACACAGUACUUGUAGCCUUCUGCCGAGUCACUCUAUAACUAAAACCCCAGCCCACCAACCGACCGGAAAUUAUCGACUCACAGAUCCCCUCACCCUUCCUUGCUGCUUCCUAACUAUAGUCUGUCCCACUGGUGUUUCCGCUUUCACCGCUCGCUUGUACGCACGAAUGUGAAAAAGAAUCAAUAAAUUAAGAGUUUGAAACACCACGCACGCUUUCAUCCCUUCCUCUGACUCCUUUGCCAGUUAGCCCUCCCUUUGCUUCCGCCGACCAUAAUUCCACCCUCAGGUAGUGGAAAAGAAGGAAAAGUUUCCCUCCUUCCUUCUCCUUACUCCAUUAUCAUAAUUCAUUCACUACAUUUUAGCUAUAUCCAUUCCAUUCACUCAAAUAGCAGUGAGUACUCAUGGCUUCAACAACCUCCUCUCUCCUCCUCCUCCUCCUCCUCCUCCUAAGCCAUCCAUCCGAGCAGCAACAGACCCGUUCUCUCAGUCCCUUAGACAAGGCUGCGCUCUUUGACGUUAGAAGCGACCUCCGAGACCUCCACGGCUCCAACUUCUUCUCCACUUGGGACUUCGCCGGCGACCCCUGCGCUACCUUCGCUGGCGUCAUUUGCUCCCCUGACGACGAGCAGGGCACCCAAUUCCUCCGGGUCUCGGUCCUCACUCUCGGCACCGGCCUCGCCGACUCCCCCGGCCUCGCCGGCACCCUCUCUCCCUCCCUCGCCAACCUCACCGCCCUCACCGACCUCGUCGUCUAUGCCGGCCGCAUUUCCGGCCCGAUUCCCCGGGAUAUCGGCAUCCGCCUUCGCCGCCUCCGCCUCGUCUCCAUCUCCAACAAUCUCAUUUCCGGUCCAAUUCCGGUCUCCCUCGCCGGCCUCCCCGACCUCCACACCCUCGACCUCGGCCACAACGAGCUCCAGGGCCCAAUCCCAACUCUUCUUCUCCUCCCCUCCUCUCCAAGCCUCAAAGUGCUGAUCCUCGCCUCCAAUGGCGGGCUUUCCGGCGAGCUCCCGAGGGGGAUCUCCGCCGCCCAGCUCCUCCACCUCGACCUCCGUGGCAACUCACUCACCGGCUCCCUCCCCCGGCUCCCUUCCACACUCCGCUACUUCUCCGCCUCCGACAACGCUUUGUCCGGAAAGCUCGACGACGCCUUCGCCGCCCCACUCCCGGACCUCGCCUUCCUCGACCUCUCCAUGAACGCCUUCACCAGCUCGGUCCCCCCGGCGCUCUUCGCUCUGCCCCGCCUAUCCUCGCUCCUCCUCCAGCGCAACAACCUCUCCGGCCCGCUCGCCGUCCCUCCGCCAGGCGGGGAGGCGCCGCCGUCCUGGUCGGUGGUGGAUCUGAGCCACAACAUGUUAACUGGGGAAGUGCCGGCGGCACUCGCGGCGGCGGGGAGCCUGUACCUGAACAACAACCGGCUGACGGGGCCGGUGCCGAAGGAGGUAGCGAGGAGCGUGUACCUGGGGAGCAUGACCACCCUCUACGCCCAGCACAACUACCUCACCUCCUUCCCGGCGCCGUCCCUUCCCCUGCCGGACUCCGUCGCUCUCUGCCUCUCCUACAACUGCAUGUCCCUCCCCUCCACCGCCGCCGCCGCCGGGUGCCCCACCAGCGCCGGCCCCCAGCCGUCCCGACCGCCGUACCAGUGCUCCAACAACACCGCCGCCGCGACCGACGGCCGCGACGGCUGAGAGAGGGGACCAGCAGAAUCAAUUCAAAACAUUGAUUUUAGUUUCCUCCGUUAUUUGUUUGUUCAGAUCCGAUUUGAAUUUGGGAUCCUUUUUUUGUGCUUUGUUUGUUUUUUGUUUUUUUUUUUUUGUAAGCAAACGGUCGGAUUGGAUUGGAUUGGAUUGGAUUGAAGGGGAUUGGGUGAUUGGUAUAUAAUACAACACAGCAGGGUGGGCGGCAGAAACCAGAAAGCCUAAUUCUGCCUUUCCGUGCUCAUUCAUGCUGCCUUAUAUUUUUCAGAUCAAUCUAUUGGACUUUUUUUUCGUCUUGCGUGCCGCGAAAUAAUUAUGAUGAAGGAGUAUCGUAGUCGGCAAGUACUCUCGUGGAGCCAUACUCUGUUCGCCGUCUGAGAGCGUUGAUGAUUGGUCCGCCGGUAGCAAAACCGGAGUGAGUGACAUCUUCAUGCCUGCGGUGGGAAAAGCCCUCGGAAAACAAUGCAUGAGAUCUUCUAGCUCCCAACACUCGAGCUGUUUCAACGGAGUUGUUUUCUUGUCUCGCUUUCGCCUGACAUUGCCGAAGCCAGCCUUGUCGGCGUUCUCAUUUUGCUGGAAACUCCCGCUGGAGAGUUGGCAUUGAUCACAGCGAGGCUCUUUUAAGUUGUAUUUGACUGUGUAAAAAGUAUAAAUGUAAUUCCGAAACAGAUAAAAAUGUGUUCUCUUUA
Messenger RNA from Phoenix dactylifera (date palm), 2489 nucleotides. RefSeq names its product cuscuta receptor 1-like. Gene Ontology annotation, molecular function: protein binding. Lineage: Eukaryota; Viridiplantae; Streptophyta; Magnoliopsida; Arecales; Arecaceae. The record is from RefSeq and is a predicted model, not a curated record.